Molecule: messenger RNA, 2778 nt
Organism: Meloidogyne enterolobii
Lineage: Eukaryota; Metazoa; Nematoda; Chromadorea; Rhabditida; Meloidogynidae
Source: the annotation of a GenBank genome assembly
AUGUCUUCCCCAACAUCUUCACAUUACCCUAAUCCUCAACAAACAUUUCCAAAGCCUAAGUACUCACUUAAUUUACGUCCAGAGGAUUGCUCUAAUAAUUCUACUAUGCCUCCACUUCCCUCUCCCUCACUGCAAAAGCAACAACAAAAUAGUCCAAUUUCUCCUUCCACAGCUCGUUGUCGAGCAGCAGCAGUUCAACGGCAACAGGGUUCUACUGAUUCCGCUCCGACGAGUGCUGGGAUUAGUAGUAUGAAAAGAAAAGAGAUUUGGGCACGUGUUGGGCCUUCUUCUUUUCAUCAAUCAUUUGAUAUUCGUUCUGAUCCAAUUACUAAUUUCUCGACUUCUUGUGGCCAUAUAAACGAUGCUGUUGGUGGAGGUGUUUGUUGUGCCUGUAAAGGAUAUCGAACUGAACGAAGAAGUGGAUUUUGUUCAGGGGACAGCAGCAGGGAUUCUCGUAGUCAUCCAGGGAAUGCUGCACUGACUUUGUAUUGUGGAGUUGCUGGUUGUUCUGGCCAUCCUUCCUGUCCAGGAGUUUCUUCUAUUCAUCAAAACCAUCAUCAUCACUUAAACAAUAAUCUUCGAACUGGACGGUCUACACAUUCUUCUUUUGAUGAGGGGGACCAUUCUAGUCAUUUAAGUAAUGCUGGUGGUGGGCCUCUACGUGAUACUUAUUUGACUGAGAUUUCCCGAGAAUGGAUGUUAAUGAAUGGGGCGAUUGCUCCUUUUAAAAAUAUUUUACAACAAGCCAGUUCAAUUGCAAGCACCCCUCUGCCCAAUCACCGUCCAUUCCAAUCAAUAGCCACCCCAGCAGUCGCUGCUUCGGCUGUCAAUACAGCUUCUGCUAUAAUGGCCGUUGGUUCACGUAUUGCCGGAGCUACUCCUUUUGGAAAUAAUUUACAAAAAACUAAUGAUGAUAAUGAAGUUAUUGGAAGUGGAGGAAGAUUAAAUAAUAAUUUUGUUGGUCCAGCAGCCCUUAAAAGUAGCUGUUUUAACCUCGCAAUGUCUGAACAAAAUAAUAACAACUUUGUUUGUAAUACAAAUAUAGAUACACCUUUAACAGCUAAAUCAGAAAAUUUUGAUCAACAAAAACAAAUUAUAAUUAUCGAACCUGACAAAAAAUUGGAAGGAGAUCCUUUACUGAAGAAAUCCCUCUCGUUGAUUUUUAAUGAUGGUGAUAUCGAAUCUCAAAGACCUGGUGCUGUUUCUGCCAUUGGCGGUUUUGGUGGUGGUGGUGGGCAUUCUGCCCCACCUGGACCUCCAACAAAUAAUAGUGAAAGAGGAGGAGGUCCAGGAAGUGUUUUAGAUGAAUCUAUUAAUUGUUCUGUUAAACAACCUUUAGUUAAAGAAAAAGAACGUGGUGGAAGGUUUAUUAAACGGCAACAAUUAUUUAAUAAAAGACGGGUUACUUCUGAUUAUGCUCUUUUCUUUUCAUUAUUUGGAAUUGUUUUGAUGAUAAUUGAAAAUGAAUUUGCCUAUCUUCAUUAUUUUAUGAUUUGUACAGCAUUUAAAACUGUUAUUUUAUUAAGUACAAUAAUUCUUGUUGGAUUAGUUGUUAAAUAUCAUGUUCAUGAAAUUCAACUAUUUAUGAAUGCAAAUAGUGCAGAAGAUUGGCAAAUUGCUUUAACAUGCCGUAAAAGUAUGCAAAUAAUUAUUGAAGUUGUUGCCUGUGCUAUUUGCCCUUUACCUGUUCAAUUAGAUGGAAAUUUUUGGCCAACGGUUCCAAAACGUAUGCCAUUGGAUGUACUUUUCUCUAUCUUAAUGUUUUUCCGUCUUUAUUGGCUUUGUCGAGUAAUGCUUUUACAUUCUAGACUUUUUACUGAUGCUGCCUCUCGUUCAAUUGCUGGGUUAAAUAGAGUCAAAACAGAUGCAAAAUUUAUUUUAAAAACAUUAAUGACUAUUUGCCCUGGAACUGUUUUAAUGUUGUUUACAGCCUCUUUAUGGAUGAUUGGGGGAUAUAUUUUAAGAUUAUGUGAAAGGCAUAAUUCAAUUGAAGAUCCAACAUUAAAUUUCCAUGCAGAAAAACAUCAAAGUUAUUUAAAUUCUCUUUGGCUAGUUGCUGUGACUUUUUUAAGUAUUGGAUAUGGUGAUAUAGUUCCAAAUACACAAUGUGGAAGAAUAAUGGCUGUUGUAACUGGAAUUUUAGGUACUUGUACUUCUUCUAUGGUGGUUGCUGUAAUUGCUAGAAAAUUAGAAUUAACUAGGGCAGAAAAACAUGUCCACAAUUUUAUGAUUGAAACACAACAUACAAAAGAAAUGAAACAUAUUGCUGCAAAUGUUUUGAGAGAAACUUGGCUAAUUUAUAAAAAUCGUCGUCUUGUUGAUAAAAUCGAACCAAGUCGCAUCCGUUACCAUCAAAGAAAAUUCCUCGUUGCUAUUUGUGCAUUAAGAAAGCUAAAAACCAGUCAACGAAAAUUGGAUGAAAAUAGAGUAUCUUUGGGGGAUGUUGCUAAAACAACUGCGCAUUCCCACGAUUUAAUGAGGGAUGUACAUACUACACAGGAAGGAAUGGCUCUUCGUAUUACAGCUGUUGAACAUCAACUUUCUGACAUUCAACGUGAAUUAACUAGUUUAUCAGAACUUCUAAGAUUUGCUCUUCGCCCACAAAUAGAAUAUAGUUGUCCACAGCAAUUUCAACAUUAUGACCAAAAUCAACAAGAACAUCCAUCUUCUAUGAUUACUUUAUCUACAACAACACAUAUACCUAAUAACGGCCAACAAAAUGCUGUUGAAACUCGGCAAAGGAGAAAGCCUUCAGCACUUUCUGAACCUAUUACCUAA